CACAAACAAACCAAACACACACCUCCUCUUUUGCAGACACAGGUUGGAAGUGCACAUUUUAUGCUGUCGUGCCCCGACACCCAAUAUGGAUGCGUCUUCACCGCCACAAACUGCGACGGCGUCACGGGUGGUGGUGACGUAUGAGGACGCGUCGCUGUUUGCGUCUGAUGUGGCGCUGCUGGAACCCGGACAGUGGCUGAACGACGCCAUUUUCACAUUCGCGUUUGAGUACUUUCGACACGGGCAUGCCGAGACCAGGGCAAGGAGCAAGAGCGGCGAUGUCGUGUUCGUGGAUCCCAGCUCCCUGCAGCUGCUCUUCGCCAUGGACGCCGCCUCUGCACGUGUGGCGCUGCUGGAACCGAUUGGGGCAGCCCAGGCCAAGGUCCUCGUCAUCCCUGUCAACGAUGCCGUCAGUGAUGCGCGGCAACCAAACGCUGGCACGCAUUGGGCCCUGCUGGCAGUGGACACGGAGCAGAGCCGUGCCCUUUACCUCGAUUCCAUGCCUUCGGCCAGCAUGCGCGACCAAGUGGUGACGCCACUCCUGACCAGGCUGUCAGCGGCGCUCGGCACGCACAAACGCCUCACGCUGCUGCAGCCGCCAUUCCCGAGACAGGCAAAUAGCUUUGACUGCGGCAUGUACGCAUUGGCAGCAGCCGAGCAUGUUGCUGUCACUGGCCUCAAUCCUGAACCUUCCUUCGAUUUCUUAUCACCAGCCUUCAUCUCCGAGCUGCGGCAGCGAUGGAAGGCAAUCAUCACGGAGACAGCUACGCCUGACAACGGACAUAGCUGAUAUUAGCUCGAAUUGGCUCUGCCCCUUGCUAUUGAGCUCCUUUCCUUGUAAUGUAACUGACCCUUGCUUGACUGCCGACAUGUGUGCAUGUGGUGCGCCCACAGACUGCUCUUUUGCGCGCAUGUUAGUGCCCGCUGCAAUGUGCCGUGAGUUGCGCUGCAGCGUGCUGAUUGAUGUUGUGCAUGUCAUAUGCCUUCGCUGGCGAAGAGAGUAGUUGUACAAACGCUGUCACUUGUGAGGCCGAGUCAAAAUACAAUACAUU
Molecule: messenger RNA, 1052 nt
Organism: Salpingoeca rosetta
Lineage: Eukaryota; Choanoflagellata; Craspedida; Salpingoecidae
Exons: 2
Coding region: 86-790 (234 amino acids)
Biological process (GO): proteolysis
Molecular function (GO): deNEDDylase activity; cysteine-type peptidase activity
Source: RefSeq, a predicted model, not a curated record